This is a messenger RNA of Ixodes scapularis (black-legged tick), 357 nucleotides long. RefSeq lists its product as uncharacterized. Bases 1 to 357 code for a protein of 118 amino acids. The record is from RefSeq and is a predicted model, not a curated record. The transcript is spliced from 4 exons. NCBI's taxonomy places the organism in Eukaryota, Metazoa, Arthropoda, Arachnida, Ixodida, Ixodidae.
AUGAACAUCUGCAACUCGGUUAACCUUAACUGUUCUCUGCUCAACCUGAACCCAACUAUAAUCUGCGGAGACCUUUUGGUCAUCAACCUUGCCAGCGUACUCAACUUGGGUGAGUGCGAGGGAAACGCCACCCAAAUAUGUCAAGCUGGUGAAAUAGUUACGAAUGAUACGUUCGAGGAUCUGUCUGGAUUCUUGACGUGUAUGCUGGGACACCUCACGACUGAAGAUCUGAGAACAGUCUUAAAAGGCACCAUCUGCAGCAUAUUAAACAUUCUGGCGAAGGUACUCGGAGGGCAGGUAAUCUCAGGACUGAUUGUUGCAACUGUCGGCGGAAUUUUUGGAGUCAGCUGCAGGUAA